CGCAGGUGACACCCCCGCCCGGGGAGCGGCGGGAGCGAUCCCGAACCCGGUCCCGUCCUAUCUCGGCCCCCAUCCCGGUCCCCGCCGUCCCAGUGGCCGCCAUGGCAGAGCAGGAGAGUUUGGAGUUCGGCAAAGCCGACUUCGUGCUGAUGGAUGCCGUCACCAUGCCCGAGUUCAUGGCGAACCUCCGGCUGCGCUUCGAGAAGGGCCGGAUUUACACCUUUAUCGGGGAGGUGGUUGUUUCCAUGAAUCCCUACAAGAACCUGAACAUCUACGGGCGGGACACGAUCGAGCAGUACAAGGGCAGGGAGCUCUACGAGAGGCCUCCCCACCUCUUUGCCAUCGCUGAUGCUGCUUACAAAGCCAUGAAGAGACGAUCCAAAGACACCUGCAUUGUCAUCUCAGGUGAAAGCGGGGCUGGGAAAACUGAGGCCAGUAAAUACAUAAUGCAGUACAUAGCAGCCAUCACCAACCCCGGGCAGAGGGCUGAGGUGGAGAGAGUGAAAAACAUCCUGCUGAAAUCCAACUGUGUGCUGGAGGCCUUCGGCAAUGCCAAAACAAACCGCAACGACAAUUCCAGCCGGUUUGGAAAGUACAUGGACAUCAACUUUGAUUUCAAGGGAGACCCCAUAGGUGGGCACAUCAAUAAUUACCUGCUAGAAAAGUCCCGUGUGAUCGUGCAGCAGCCUGGGGAACGAAGCUUCCACUCCUUCUACCAGCUCCUGCAGGGAGGUUCUGAGCAGCUCCUGCGUUCUCUGCACCUCCAGAAGGAUGCAUCAGCCUACAGCUACAUCUGCCCUGGGGCACAGCUCAAGUGUUCCAUCAAUGAUGGGGCCGAGUUCAAGGCAGUCGCUGAUGCCAUGAAGGUGAUUGGCUUCAAGCAGGAGGAGAUUCAGACUGUCUACAAAAUCUUGGCAGCCAUUCUGCACCUGGGGAACCUGAAGUUCUAUGUGGAUGGAGACACUCCCAUCAUCGAGAACAGCAAGGUGGUGUCGGUCAUCGCUGACCUGCUGUCCACCAAGGCUGAGCUGGUGGAGAAGGCGCUGCUGUUCCGGACAGUGGCCACGGGCAGGGACGUCAUCGACAAGCAGCACACGGAGCAGGAGGCCACCUACGGCAGGGACGCCUUUGCAAAGGCCAUUUACGAGCGUCUGUUCUGCUGGAUUGUGACACACAUCAACGAUGUCAUCGAGGUGAAGAACUACGACACCACAGUGCAUGGCAAGAACACAGUGAUUGGGGUCCUGGAUAUCUAUGGCUUUGAGAUAUUUGACAAUAACAGCUUUGAACAAUUCUGCAUUAAUUACUGCAAUGAAAAGCUGCAGCAGCUCUUCAUUCAGCUGGUUCUAAAGCAGGAGCAGGAGGAGUACCAGCGAGAGGGAAUUCCCUGGAAGCAUAUCGAUUAUUUCAACAACCAGGUUAUUGUGGACCUGGUGGAGCAGCAGCACAAAGGGAUCAUUGCCAUUCUGGAUGAUGCCUGCAUGAAUGUGGGGAAAGUCACGGAUGAGAUGUUCCUCGAGGCCCUCAACAACAAACUGGGGAAGCACGCACACUUCUCCAGCAGGAAGCUUUGUGCCACGGACAAAACGCUGGAGUUCGACAGAGACUUCCGGAUCAAGCACUAUGCCGGGGAUGUGAUUUACUCCGUCACUGGAUUCAUUGAUAAAAACAAAGACACGUUAUUUCAAGACUUCAAACGCCUCAUGUACAACAGCUCCAACCCUGUGCUGAAGAUGAUGUGGCCUGAAGGGAAACUGAGCAUCACUGAGGUCACCAAGAGACCUCUGACAGCUGCUACUCUGUUCAAGAACUCCAUGAUUGCACUGGUGGACAACCUGACACUGAAGGAGCCCUACUACGUGCGCUGCAUCAAGCCCAACGACAAGAAGUCUCCGCAGCUCUUUGACGAGGAGCGGUGCCGGCACCAGGUGGAGUACCUGGGGCUGCUGGAGAACGUGCGGGUGCGCCGGGCCGGCUUCGCCUACCGCCAGACCUACGAGAAGUUCCUGCACAGGUACAAGAUGAUCUCAGAAUUCACUUGGCCCAACCACGACCUCCCCUCAGACAAGGAGGCUGUGAGGAAGCUCAUCGAGUGCCACGGCUUCCAGCACGACGUGGCCUACGGCAAGACCAAGCUCUUCAUCCGCACACCACGGACUCUGUUCACCCUGGAGGAGCUGCACGCCAAGAUGCUCGUCAGGAUCGUCCUCUUCCUGCAGAAGGUGUGGAGGGGCACGCUGGCCCGGCUGCGCUACCGGCGGACGCGGGCGGCGCUGAGCAUCGUGCGGCACUACCGGCGCCACAAGGUGCGCUCCUACCUGCGCGAGGUCCUGCGGCGCUUCCGCGACGUGCGGCUGCUGCCCGACCGCGGCCGCGGCGUCCCCUGGCCCGCCCCGCCCAAGGUGCUGCUCCGCUUCCAGGAGGCUCUGCAGGACAUCUUCCACAGGUGGAGAGCAGCCGAGCUCAUCCGGAGCGUGCCCCCAGAAGCGCUGCCUCAGCUGAGGGCCAAGGUCGCUGCCAUGGAGCUGCUGAAGGGCCACAGGGCUGACAUUGGCCUCCAGAGAGCCUGGCAGGGGAACUACAUCGCACUGAAACCAGACAGCCCCCAGAGCUCAGGCUCCUUCACCCCUGUGGCCAACGAGCUGAAGCGCAAGGACAAGUACAUGAACAUCCUCUUCUCCUGCCACGUGCGCAAGGUGAAUCGCUUUAACAAGGUGGAGGACAGGGCCAUUUUCAUCACUGACAGACACCUGUACAAGAUGGACCCCAUGAAGCAGUACAAGGUGAUGAAGACCAUCCCCCUCUACAACCUGGUGGGGCUGAGUGUCUCCAAUGGGAAGGACCAGCUCGUGGUGUUCCACACCAAAGACAACAAGGAUCUCAUCGUUUGUCUCUUCAGCAAUGACCCCUCCAACGACAGCAGGAUCGGGGAGCUCGUGGGAGUCCUGGCCAGUCACUUCAAGAGGGAGAAGCGCACCCUGCACGUCGCAGUCACCAACCCGGUGCAGUGCAGCCUGCACGGCAGGAAAUGCACCGUGUCCGUGGAGACCAAGAUCAACCAACCCCAACCGGAUUUCACCAAGCACCGCUCCGGCUUCGUCCUCUGCGUGCCGGGCAAUUAACGGGCAAUUAACGGGCAAUUAACGGCCCCUCUCGCCCUCCCCGCCCGGGACUCGGGAGAUGCUCAGCAGCGACUCGCCAGGUGCCUAACGCAGCCUCUGAAGGUCAUCGUUUGGAAAACCUGAAUUCCGGGGGUUUAGAAAAGCCAAAUUCGCAUGGAAUGAAGACCUAAAAUACCCGGUGACCUGUUCUCCAUAUUACAAGCCAGACUGGAAUAUCAGGAGAGUGCUUCCUUUGGAAUUAGUCUGAAAAAAAGAGUUUCUAGGUACUUCCACGCUUUCUUCCCUCUCCCACAAUCUCCAGUUUUCCCUUCCAUGUUCCUUUCCCUUGUGUCAGUUUUUGCAGUAUGAUUCAGCCUCCAGGGGAGGAACCAAAGACACCCAGCUCAGGUGUCAGGUUCUGUAGGGCCAAAUCCCCACGGAACCGGAGCCAGGCUGGGAAGGGAGGGCUGCCUUCCACACCCCACACUCCCCCAGCCCCUCCAGGCACCUCCAGACCUGCUGCUUUCCCUCGGGAAUUUAUCAACCCAUCGAGGCACCUUGGCUGGACAGGGGACUUCCCAGUGCAGGGCCUGGUUUCGUUAAUCCUGCGUUGCUUUUUGCCUUAAUUACCCCCUCCAAGGGCCUGAAGCCGGUGGGUUCCCUCUGGGACCAUGUGGCCUUGCUGAAUUUUUAGAUGAUCCGUGUGGCUUCGUGUCUGUGCCAGCACUGGGGUUAGGAGGGGCUAAAGGGAGCCAGGGCAGGGUGAGCCCAGGAACAGGGGGAGCUUUGGGGGGCCAAGCUUUGCACUAUCCAACAUGAACCUGGCACAGCCCCAGCUGCCAGCACCAGGCUCCUCCCUCCAAAGAGUUUUCCUGGCUCUUCCCAGCAUGGGGCUGUGGGUGUCGGGCUCGUCCUGCCCAGCCCAGAUAACCCCGAGCUCUGCCUUGAUGGAGGGACAUGGAUCUCCUCAGUGGUUUAUUCCCACUGUGCUGGGCACUGCUGUGGUUCCCGAGCAGCCCAGGCUGUUGGGAUUGUUCAUUGGGAUUGUCCUGGCACUGCUGGUCAGGUCAGGAUUCCCAGCCCUGGAAGUGGGUGAGCUGCGUGGGGACCCCACCUCGGGGUCCAGCCCAGCCAGCAAAUGGGGAGCACUGGUUAGAUGGAGAAUUUUGGGAAUCAGAGAGCCUGGAAGAGGCUCCUCACUCACAGGAGGUUUCCUGAAGCCGUGCUGGGACAUGGGGCAGGGGGACAGGGCGCUGCAGUCUUGGUGCCCCACUGCCACCCCCGGGACUGGGAGGGACUGGGAUGAACUGGGACAAACCCGUGCAGGGGGAGGCCCCAUGCCAGACCUCUCCCGUUCCCAUUGUCCCUGAACCAGCCCCGGGAGCAGCCCAGCACCCCCAGCCCCCCGUGCCCCUCUGGGUGUCUGGAGGGUCCCCUCGGGGUGGGAGGUGACACAGCAGCUCCAACCCCGCCAGGCUCACCCAGGGACCACCAGGGACCUCCAGCACCUCCUUCCACCCCACCUCAGCUCCUCUGAGGAGCAGCAGCGAUGCCAAAGCCACAGGACACUCCUGCCCUGCCCGGGGAACUCCGGGCCUUGCUGUGCCUUGGAUUUGCACCCCUCGGUGCAAACAUCCCCCAGCCCGGGUGGGUGCUGGGGUGGGAUCAGCACUUUUGUACCCUCGUCCCUCCGGAUGGAAUUGGGGUGGACGGCAACAAAAUGCAGGAUGGGAAAUUUCUCCUACCAUGAGAUGGCAAUAUUGUGUGUGAUGAGAUGUGUCUUAUAAAAUGUAUUAUCUGUUCCUGCUCUGGUUUUAUAUAUAUAUAAAUAUAUAUAUAAAUAUAUAAAAAAAUAUAUAUUCCUGGUUUUCCCAUAAAUUAACUAUUUCUAAAUUGAAACUUGGAUUCUCAGCCGGGGGCAAUAAUGCAAUGAACCCUUUUUUUUUUUUUUUUUUUUUUUUUUAAAUCGCUGAUAUUUUAUGCGUAAAAGAACAUAAAAAACCUACUAUAAUGGACCUGGAUUUUGUUUACAUAAUUCACUGUAAUAAAUAAUAAAAGAAAGCAAUUAGUUGCAUCCCACCAUGGUGCUGCCCGUUCCUGUUAGCGCGGGGGGAGAUGAUGCCCAGAGGGAGCGGUGUCCCACAUCCCAGUUAUCCCAGUUAUCCCAGUUAUCCCAGUAUCCCAACUUUCCCCCUCCGGCUGCUCUCCCACCACGGGGUGACCCCGGCGCCGGUAACGCGAUUAAAGCGGCGGCUGCGUUAAACCCUCUGUCGUCAACACAAAUCCCGUUCCGAGGGCUGGGAGAGCAGAAAAGACUCGGCCACGAACCGCUGCCGUGUAAUGGAUGGUCAGUGCAUUUUUAUUUAAUCAGCACAGUACAAAAAUAAAUAAAAAUAAGGGGAGGGGAUUAAAUUACAGGCACACUGAGCCCCAUGACACAGUCGGUCGGGUUAUAAACCACACAUACUUACAAACACACUAUACACAUACAUACAAAAUGAGACAAAUAUAAAUUAAUAAGUAACAAUACCCAUCAAUUUGGUCAACAAAGAUCUACAGAAGAGAUUGCACUAAAAAAACGUACGUACACAUGUAUCAUUAGCAGGGUCCAAUGUACAGCCAUGAAGAGCUUCAAGUGAAAAAUCAAAAAUAAAAAUAAAUGGCACGUUAUUUCUCCCUCUUGUUCGCCAGUUUAACGCCCGAUGGACCAGAACUAAACUAGAACUGAGCACACGGAGAAAAGAAAACGAUAAAACCCAAAAAGAAGGUCUCAGUCCCCAGGCCUGAUACGGGAAUACCAGCUCGAGACUGCGGUGUCGGGGUGGUGGCGGGUCUUUGUGCAUGGGUGUAAUUUUACAGCCAUCUCUCGUUAAGGUU
Molecule: messenger RNA, 5978 nt
Organism: Taeniopygia guttata (zebra finch)
Lineage: Eukaryota; Metazoa; Chordata; Aves; Passeriformes; Estrildidae
Gene: MYO1D
Product: myosin ID
Biological process (GO): endocytosis; actin filament organization; actin filament-based movement
Cellular component (GO): myosin complex; plasma membrane; microvillus
Molecular function (GO): ATP binding; actin filament binding; microfilament motor activity
Source: RefSeq, a predicted model, not a curated record